GUCAAAUGCACCGGGGGGCCCGAGCCAUGUGAGAACUGCCGUCGACUCAGACUCGGCUGUACAUUCAAUUACUCGGAGAUCAACCUGUCACCAGAGGUCCCGAAUCCACAAGGACUCUCGGCCCCGGCAGACACUUUGACCGAAGCCGGGACCAAACGCCGCCGUAUCGCGGCUGCAUGCACGGAGUGCCGCGUCCAGAAAGCCAAGUGCUCCGGUCACCGCCCGCAAUGCUUCCACUGCAACCGAAGGAACCUAUCAUGUGUAUACCCAUUAUCGGCAUCAAGGCGCAAGAGUCGACAUGUUAGUGGACACCAGCAACAGUCUGCUUCUCCAGAAUCGAGCAGCACUUUCAGCCAGAGCGCCUCCUACGAGGCAGAAUCUACACUUCACCAGCAGUAUGGCGUCGGCAGGGUGUCUCUGAACACGGCCCUAGACCACGCGCUCCUCAGUACGGACGUGAUCCGUCAGCAUCUUGAGGCCUACUUCGACCACGUUUAUCCAAUAGGUCACGACUUCUUCCAUCGGCCAUCCGUAAUGGAAGAGUUUUACGCCGGGAAGCUUUCGCCAAUACUCUGCACAUCAAUAUGCGCAACCGCAGCAAUGUUCGUCUCCCGCUCACGCGAGUCUCGAGUCCUGUCCGUUCAGUGGGCCAAAGAAGUAGACGCCUACAUCUUUGGCAACCUCAACGUUUUCAAAGUGCUUAACAUUCAGCUGCUAAUCCUCUCCAUGUUUCAAAACUUCGCCUACAGGCAGUUUGGCAAGAUGUGGCUGCUCAUCAGCAUGGCCGCGAGGUUAGCAGUGUCAUUUCAGCUCAACGACGAGAAACCGGCGUCUGAUAACGAGACCACAGCUGCACUCAUCAAGCGCGAGUGCGAGCGGCGUCUGGUGUGGCAUGUAUGGAGCAUGGACAAGAUGCUCUCGGCAGGUCUGGAUGAGUUUACCUCGUUGCCGGAUCGGUGGAUGAGGACUUCAUUGCCAAAUUCGGAGCAUGCUUUCUGUCAUGGGCUGAUGAAGCCGACGGGCAGGCUUAGUGAUGGGGUGGAAGCGCUUGCAUCUCAUGAAGCUGGGCCCAAUGCCUACUUGAUAAUGCUCUUACCGCUUCGCUACAGUCACUCAGACCACUCCCCAGCCGCAGUCUCCAAAGCAGUCACAACCAUGAUAGAACUACGAGAUCGACUAGGUCUCUUCCUCAAGAACACACCAAAACACCUUCAACUCAGCGAACUCAACAUGUUUUCCCACUCGACCACAUCAGAGUUCUCGUCCUACCUGACACUCAACUCAUGGUACCUCCAAUGUGCAUGCGAUCUCUUCCGCGUCGCACUCCCAGCCGCGUAUAGGGAGAGCGCAUCACCGAAAUUCCUCGCGAGCGCCCCGCCAGACUUUGUAUCCGAGUGGCGCGCUCUCGCGGUGUCACACGCUCUCCGACAGGCGAGAUUGUGGGAG
Molecule: messenger RNA, 1446 nt
Organism: Colletotrichum phormii
Lineage: Eukaryota; Fungi; Ascomycota; Sordariomycetes; Glomerellales; Glomerellaceae
Exons: 2
Biological process (GO): DNA-templated transcription; regulation of DNA-templated transcription
Cellular component (GO): nucleus
Molecular function (GO): zinc ion binding; DNA-binding transcription factor activity, RNA polymerase II-specific; DNA binding
Source: RefSeq, a predicted model, not a curated record